This is a messenger RNA of Peronospora matthiolae, 222 nucleotides long. NCBI's taxonomy places the organism in Eukaryota, Oomycota, Peronosporomycetes, Peronosporales, Peronosporaceae. The record is from the annotation of a GenBank genome assembly.
AUGCAGCGAUGUGUUGCGGCUGCGAUAGUUCUACGGAGCGAAUGGCCUGCGGCUUUACUGGAUGUCGACACGAUACUUUCGCUUGCGCCCCUCAUUGCUCCCGACUUGGACCGUGUCACGGCCUCUAAAGACGCAGAAGAGGCAGCGGACGAUUUACACUCCAUGCUUCUUCUGCUUCUUGAUCAACUCUACGCCAUAUUCCAGAGCAUGCUUCGCGUGUAA